Anoplopoma fimbria (sablefish) is the source of this 2665-nucleotide messenger RNA. It is a transcript of the gene hsdl1, whose product is annotated as hydroxysteroid dehydrogenase like 1. Lineage: Eukaryota; Metazoa; Chordata; Actinopteri; Perciformes; Anoplopomatidae. The record is from RefSeq and is a predicted model, not a curated record. The transcript is spliced from 5 exons. Bases 195 to 1154 code for a protein of 319 amino acids. Gene Ontology annotation, cellular component: mitochondrion.
AAAUGUUUUGCUUCGUCUACCGGGGUACUGCACAGGUGACAUCUCUGCAUGCUGAAACGUUUGUCCAAGCUGCUAACGUAACCUUUAUCAGAAAAUGACUCUGUAGGAGCAGCGACACGUUUAUUUCACACGCCUGAGUUAUUUAGUUAUAAGCUUCAGCCAGUAAACCAGCCUCAGCAUCAGCAGUGUCGACGAUGGCUGCAGUUGACAGCUUUCAGUUUUUGUAUAGAGAAAUGUCUCGAUCAUGCAAUCCUUACUUCCAAGCCCUGGCCCUGGUCGGUACUCUUUACACGGCCAGGAGGGUGGUAAUCCUGCUGAGAGACUGCUGCACGUUGGUCAGAGUGCAUUUCCUGCCAAGAAUUAUCCCCAGUAAGAAGCUCACUCAAAGAUUUGGAGACUGGGCUGUCGUUUAUGGUGCAGCAGAGCCUGUAGCCAAAGCCUAUGCAGAGGAGCUGGCCAGGCAUGGAGUCAGCAUUAUCUUUGUCACUCAGGACCCAACCUCUGUUAGAGAAAUCGCUGCAACCCUCUCCCAAAGCUACGGAGUGGAAACUGUUGUCAUACUAGCUGACUUCUCUUUGAACCAGGCAGCCAGCAACUCCAUCAAAGAAGCCAUGAGGGGGAAAGAUAUCGGCUUCCUGGUGAACUGUGUGGAGUCUGUGGAUUUCCCCCAGAGCCUGAUCGAAAUGCCUGAGCAGAGCCUGUUGGAUUUGGUGAAUAGGAACGUUGCGGUCGCUACUCUGAUGACCCGGUUGGUGCUGCCAGGGAUGCUGGAGCGCAGCAGAGGAGCUGUGGUCAAUAUAUCAUCGGGUGCUUGCUCCAAACCCCUGCCUGGAAGAGUGACCCUCACUGCCUCCACCGGCUACAUGGAUCAUUUCUCAAGAGCUCUUCACCUCGAGUACAGCGGCAAAGGGAUCUUCAUCCAAAGUCUGACUCCUUUCCAGAUAGCCUCGAGUGAGCGACAACCAUCCUCGUCAUCAUCAUCAAUACCGGGCUGGUUUGUACCAAAGCCAGAGGUUUAUGCCCACCACGCCGUCUCCACUCUGGGUGUCUCUAAUAGGACCACCGGCUACUGGCCUCACACACUGCAGUAUGGACUGAUGGCCCGUAUUCCAGAGUGGAUUUGGGUUCUCGGGUCACGUGUGCUCAUCAGUUAAGAGCUAACCUCUCCUCACCUCACUAAAGACUUAACCCAGUUACUGGAACUUCUUGUUAUCGGAGUCAUGUAGAGUUUUAGUUUCUUCAGCCACAAGGUUAAAUGUUUUCAACUUUCAGGCUAAGGUUGUUGGCUAAGAUAUUUUCUUUUAUUUAUUUGGUGUCAAUUUCAAGUGGAGCUGCAGUGGAAUUAUUCUGAAAUAAUGAAUGGAUAUACAUAUAUUGCUCUUGUGAUCUGACCAAUCUGUGACAUCUUAAAUUGCCUAUACAUGUCUUAGUGAUGGCCAGACAUGAGGCUGGAAACUGGGAUGGACUUUGAGUUAGGAUUGUAAAAAUGUAUAACACAAUCUGGCAUCAUUUAGUUUGGUGCUUGGACUUAAACAUGAUCCUCCAUCUAGUUUCAACACUUUAAAACUGUUAAAAUAUUUAAAAUCAACAUGAAUUAUAGAGGCGUGGUAAAUGUAAAACUGAAAGUACAAUUAUUUUAUUUUUCUAUGUAUUUAAAAAGUUACGCACUGAAAUACUUAUUUCUAGCGAAAUAGAGUUCAGUAUUAAAGUGUAGGUGAGGUCAAACGCCUCACCUCAGAUGUUACAAAUAAAAAGACAGUCAGAAGAAAGCAAUAAUAAAGCAGUCUGCAACCAUAAAAUAAGAACAAAUUCAUUAUUGAUAUGCGAGACCUUCUAACAUCUGCAUUAACCUGUAUUGUGGAUUGUGUUAUUUAGGCUUUGAUGUUAUCUGCGUCUUUUGAAAAACUCCUGCUACUACUGCUAGUCCACUGCUUUUUACCCGCACUGACCACACCUACAGUAUAUGGCACACAUAUAAACAGUAAAUGGUAUUCUCCCCAAAACCAAACCCAACAUCAUUCAACUUUGAAGGCAGAAUGAGUAGGGUUUGGUAGUUGGCCACUCUUCCAUGGCUGUACAUGUGUUUUUUCUGCUUUGUGCCCACCUUCUUUGUAGCCUCCUCAUAGAUGCGUGUUUACUAUCUGGAACCUGGAUUGCUAUGUUUUUAUUGAGGUUGACACCCAGAAACUUCCAGAGCACACAAAAUUAAAACAGAGGAGAAAGUACAGGCAGAGGGCAUGGUCCAUGCAGAUACAGACACACCCACACUACAUCGUGGGUCUAUACAUUGUUUUUAAGGAAAAUCAUACACAUUGUUCAUUCAAAGACACAGAUUUAUAUCAUAAUGUACAUGCAAGUGUUUAUCGUGAAUACAUUUAUGGUUGUGAAUGAGAAUGAUAGCAUUAAGUGUCAUUGCUCAGAGUACAACAUUCAAGCAUCUCCAGGAGUGAAUUUGAAACAUGAUGAAGAGUGAGAGUGUGAUGUUUUGUUUUGGUGAGAAACUAUAUUUGAGCUUCAUUAACUUUGUGUAGAUAUUGCUUCAAAAUAAGUAUUUAUAUUAAGAAAUGUGAACAGAUUCAGAUAUUGUGUUGAGUGGUUGCUUACACAUACGGUACAGUGUAUAAAAUGUUGACUAAAAUAUAAUACGUGUCAUCAAUAAAACUCU